Messenger RNA from Kwoniella botswanensis, 630 nucleotides. RefSeq lists its product as uncharacterized. The transcript has a single exon. Bases 1 to 630 code for a protein of 209 amino acids. Lineage: Eukaryota; Fungi; Basidiomycota; Tremellomycetes; Tremellales; Cryptococcaceae. The record is from RefSeq and is a predicted model, not a curated record.
AUGGAUCUCUUAUCUUCUUCCGUCGAUAUUGCCUUCCUCCUGCUCGCCCUCUUAGUAGUCUACCGCCAACCUCUCACCAUCCCUCACCCCACUGCCCCAGAGGACGUGACCGUCCCUCCACCUCAUUCACCUCGUUCUCCACAUCCUUCACCGGGGUAUCUGGCCGUCCCAGCUAUAACAGUCUCGCACCCUUGUAACAGGCUGAACGGUAAAUUACCUUUACCUUCUGCUGGAGGAGCUGGAGCCAAAGGAGGUAGUAGACAUAAAAAGAAAACUGUUAGCUUCUCAUCAUCUUCAAUGGACGAUUUAAAAGCUUCCUACAAUGAAACCAAUAGUAAUAAUAGUACUUCAAGUUUGAAAAAGUUUAGACCACCUACACCUUUUUUCAAGUUACAUAAAUCACCAAAUCUUCAGAUGAGUCCGAUAUCACCGGGUGGGAAAUCGACUACACCCCAAAGUCCUUCUAUCAAGAUUGAAGAUACAGAUGCUCAACAAGAGACGGAGAAAGAAAAGGAAAGAGAGAGAGAAAGGGAAUUAGGAUUGAAUAGGGAAUUGGAAGGGGUAGAAUUGGAUCAUGGUAUUUUGAGGGAGGAUACAAUGGGGAUCAAGAAGAAAUGGUUGGUAGCGUAG